UGGAAAGAGCUCCGAAUUCUCAUAAUUUAUUUAAGAAGUUUUCAAUGAUAUGCAACAUUCUUCCCUAUUUUGGCUAUUUAGACCAGAAUUAUCAGAUGAUGUCUCAGUUGUGUAAGGAGUCGAGGGAGUGCUGGAUGAGCAAUGAGGCUGCUUUUUGAUUGAAAGCAUUGACUGAUCGAAGGAGACAACUCGCAUUUGCUUUUACUUACUCUGAAAAGAUCAAUGAUCGCACAGCUAAGGAUAUUAUUAAAUUUAUUCAAAAGUUCCCGAUCCUAUAUAAAAUUUUCAAACUCCCUAAUUUGAAGUUUACUUCAGGAGAUGAAGUUAAUAAUUUCCUGAAGUUUGCUGAUAAGAUAAACAACGAGUUUUUAAGAUUUACCCAUGUUAAUUUUGAUGACUGCAAACUAGAGCAGAAAUUUUAUGAGGACUACUCUGCACUACUCGAUUCAAAAGGUCUUGAAGAGAAGAAACAGCAGAUUCACACAUAUUAUAGUAGUAAAGGGGUGAUGAUCAAUCUGGCUAAUCCUAAUAUGACAACCAAGUUAGAUUUAUCUAUUCCUCAGGUAUUAGCUAUCGCUUUGAUGAAUCCUGAAACUAACGUAUCCAGUGAUGAACUGGACCAACUCGAUCCUAAAUUAAAGUCUCAUGUGACUUCUUUGGGUAUAAAUUAUCUUAAAAAUGACAAUGACUACAUGGGCAUCUGUUCAAGAGUUAAAGUGCUCGUCAACUGGUUUGACAACAUUGAAAAUUUGAAGUUUAGCUUCCUUGAAGCACCUCCUUCGUGUGUCAAUAAUAUCUUGCUAAAUUUUUCAGGACUUGUUAAUACCAUCGAAAUAAAGGUGAACAAAAAUCAUCUCCCGAGGACGACUAUCGAAGCAAAGAAUUGCUAUCUGCAGUGCUGUUACUACAGCCACCAAAAGAUGGAGGCUGAGAAUAAAGUCUUCUUUGCCAAGAAGGUGACUUUUGCUUCUCCCCCUGAGGGCUUAAACAAUAACAAGGAAGAGAAUUGGCAGAAUAUCAAGGACUUCUCCUUCCUUAGGAUAGAAGGUAUCAGGGAAUUAGAGAUAGAGGAAUCUAAUGUUCUUGAGACUCAAUUCAGAGCUAGUCUUGAUCACAACCAUUUCUGUGUUACUAAAAGGGAUAUAGUCGGUGCAUCGACUAAUAAGUUCUUAGAUUCUGAUGUUCUUGAACAGUUCCCAAAUGCGAUGUUCACUUUUGAUAUAUCUAAGAAGGCAAAUGAUAGCAUGGCUAUUGAGAGAUCAGUUUUUGAGGAAGCAAAGAAGGUUGAAGAGUAUGAUGACUCGACUCUGUUUGGUAUUCUCUCUCUUCGAACAGAAUUUGGAGAAAUAGAGCCUAUUUUACAAACCUUCGCUUCAAAGAAUUUGAUAUAUUUGGAAAUUGAGCUCCUUAAGAGUGAGAAAUCGAGCGAAGUAACUGCUAUCCAAGCACUUCAUAAGAUUAUUCAGGACAAUGAUACACUUAGGGAAAUUGAAGUCUCUCUACAUAAUGAAACAAGUGUAAUUUCUAUUCUGGACUCUUGUGAGAACAAGCCUAAUAUUGACUGAAUCACUAUCGCUUCCAGUCAAGAUUUAUCUAAGAGAGUCAAAAGUCAUGUACAAGAAUAUAAGAAGAGGAACAUUUUCAAAACAGUGAAGGUCUAUAUUUCAGAAGUGAAAGCUGAGAAAUCAAGGUGUAUUAUCUUCUAG
This is a messenger RNA of Moneuplotes crassus, 1706 nucleotides long. The record is from the annotation of a GenBank genome assembly. Lineage: Eukaryota; Ciliophora; Spirotrichea; Euplotida; Euplotidae.